GAUUGAAAUCAACCAGACAAUUCUGCUUUCAAUUUUAAAUUAGGAACUCAGAUGAUGUCUAAAGCGUUUAGUUCUGUAGAAGUCUUUUAUCCACCAGAAUCAGGAUCUUCCUUCUCUAAUCAGAACUUUCUGUGGGUGGAAGACUUUAGACUCAUCUCUAGGGCAAAUGUACAAUCAUCACCCCAUACUGGGGCUGAUUUGUGAUUAGAGGCGUCAUCACUGCCUGGACACUGCCUCCUACUGCUCACUCUGUCAGAAGCUGUUGAUGAUGAGUCCUUUUGGAAAAUAGAACAUCUUAAAAUGCCAGAUUUGCAUGUCGAAAUAAAGGAGAUGCAAAGAAUGAAGGCUAAGCGAAACACAGUGGAUCAAAAUUUUCAAAAAGAGAUGAGAAAACUGCAAAAUUAUAACCUUCAGCGAGCAACGUAUGAUACUUCUAAACGAAGGCAAAAACAUAAAUCUACACUGAUUACAGGCACACGUAGGCAAAAUGGGACUCCAUUUUCUCUUGGUCAUAUCCUUGCUAUAGCUAUAGCGAUCCGUUUCCUUGUUAUGUUAGCAAUCUGGGCUGCCGUAUUCACCAAUUCAUUAGUCAUCCAAGGAGUUUCAUUUCCUUCAAUGGAGUAUUACUGUGGCCCAUGUCCUAAAAACUGGAUAUGCUAUAGAAACAGCUGCUACCAAUUUUUUAACGAGAGCAAAAACUGGUACCAGAGCCAGGCUUCUUGUCUGUCUCAAAACUCCAGCCUUCUGAAGAUCUACAGCAGAGUGGACCAGGAUUUCCUUAAGUUGGUGAAGUCGUAUCAUUGGAUGGGACUCGUACAAAUUCCCAAAACUGGAUCCUGGCACUGGGAAGACGGCUCAGUUCUCUCCCCAGAUCAACUCACACUGGUGGAAAUGCAGAAUGGAAGGUGUGCUGUCUAUGGUUCAAGCUUUAAAGGCUACACAGAAAACUGUUCAGUCCCCUACUCAUACGUCUGCAUGCAGAGGAUUGUGUGAAGACUGAUUUUACCAGCUCAGCACAAUCUAGGAACAAAGGGUACAGCAGGAACCAAAAGAGAUUAUUCUGGAGAUGGAAGAUAGCUUGGAUUUAGCUUUCCCAGGUCUUGAACUUGCUGGCUACCUCUCACCCUUCCUUUUUUGUUAUUUCUCCAUUUGGGGUUGGGAAUGUCUAUGCAGCGCCUAUCACACCACCGCAUUUUAAAAUCAUAUGCCUCAUUUUACUUGACAAGUCCACAACUUGAAAAGAGUUUUGUCUCUCUUAACCAUAUCUGAUUUAGAUUAUAUUUGGAUGAAACCUUGGACUUAAAAUUCUAAAGAACUGAUCCAAGAAAGAGUCAAGACUAUUGAGAUUGUAAUUAUGUAUUCUUCCCUAUGAGAAGGAUUUGACUUUCAGGGUUCAGUGGUAGAAUAGUACAGAUGAAUGCUUGUGUUCCUCCAAAAUUUAAACUUGAAGCCUUAACUCCAAAUAUUAUGAUACUAAGAGGUAGAACUUUUGAAGGUGGUUUCUGUUAAGAGGAUAAAGCCAACAUGGCUGAGAUUAAUGCCAUAAAAAAAGGAACCUCAGCGAUUUCUCUCAUAUUUUUCUAUUUAUCAAGUAUUUUUCUAUUUAAGUACAGGCUACAAGAGGACUCUAACCAGAACCCUGCUAUGCCAGCACCAUGUUCUUGCUGUUUUUCAGAACCAUGAAGAAUAAAUAUCUGUUGUUCAUAA
Molecule: messenger RNA, 1707 nt
Organism: Chinchilla lanigera (long-tailed chinchilla)
Lineage: Eukaryota; Metazoa; Chordata; Mammalia; Rodentia; Chinchillidae
Product: NKG2-D type II integral membrane protein
Exons: 9
Coding region: 301-993 (230 amino acids)
Biological process (GO): positive regulation of natural killer cell mediated cytotoxicity
Cellular component (GO): external side of plasma membrane
Molecular function (GO): signaling receptor activity
Source: RefSeq, a predicted model, not a curated record